AUGGCGUCGACGUGGGCGCCCGCUCGGAGUUCACUAGAGCAGAUGCUGGAUUCCAUCCGCCAGAGGGACGAGCAGCCCAAGGACGCGCCGCCGGCUCUGCCGACCCGUCCAGUGAAGCGGGGUCGCUUGCCCACGGCGAGGAGGUCUCUACCAGUCGAUUUUAAAGUCUCCUGCAAUGUGCCGACGUACCUACCGGGGGAUGAGCCAGAGGAGGCGGAGGCGGAAGUGGAGCGACCUCGAGGACAGGGGAAGGAGGUGGGAUUCAGGAGCGGGAUAUUUGGAAGCAGAAGGAGGCGGCUGUCGACGGCGGAGGAACCAGGAGAGUCUCCCUAUGCGCCGGAGUUGGGGAGUAGCGGGGGAAACAUGGCAGAAGGAAGUGAGUCGGAUGCUCCUACUGCUUCUGCUACUCCUGUUGCGUCCCCACCAGCUACUUUGGAUCAGUCUAGGUCAAAUGGCAGCACCAUCGGUUCUGCUUUGAAAGAGGUAAAAUUUUCACUUUCCUUUUUUAUUUUUUAUUUUAAAUGGGAGGUUAGUUUUUGUUCCCUCUGCUUACGGAUAUUUAAUUAUGUCUUCUGAUGUGAAGAAGUUAUGAUUUUUUUCUGUGCAUGAUUGUUCUUAUUUGCUCAAUUUCAAUGCUCGAUUUAUUGAAUGAUGAAACCGUUUCCAUAAAGAUGCCAGGAUCGUGCCUUUGUUCUAUACCGGAUCAUUAACAAUGUCUUCCUUUUUACUUAUUUCUUAUGGGUCCGUUGAAUUGAUGGUUUCUCUGCCCAAUUGCCGAAUAAUAUCAUCAGUUGAAUUGGAGAAGGGAAUAUGAACACUGAGGAAUUAUUUUCCAAGUUCGUCAAAGGUGAGGGGGGCUCAAAGACUUUUUUUAUUUUAUGCGAUGAUGGUGGGGGUGGUUUAGAGAUCAAGUGCCAAUGUCGUGCCACUUCGCUGCCAGUAGUGCCAAAUAGUGAUCCGAUGAUAACGUAGUGCUCUCUAUUAACAGGAAUCGAUAUUUUUUAUUUUUUUGUGUGACUGAUGAUACUGUGCUGGUAAUCGUCUAGAAGUGGAAAGUACAAGUGAUGGAGGCAAUAUUUGGUGCCUGAUUGGAAAGCAGAACCAGAUUCGGGGUUGUGACAGCUUCAAACGCUUUGAACUGUCAAAGUUGAGCAGAAAAGAUUUAUUAUAAAAUUAUGAUUAUUUUCGGUCGAAGCAGGCUCCUAAUUUCUUAACUAUAAAAUUUUGAUGGGGAAACAAUCGUAAGUUUGUUCGUGGGAGAAGUGUGGAAGAAAUGUAAUGUUUGAGAGCGUCUGUUGAAGGUUCAGAUUAAGGUAAAUGGGAAACGCUUUGUGUGCGUUGCUAAUUGGGCCCCUUUUUUGCUCAAGAAAUUCUUUCAGAAUUCUUUGCUAGUCAUAUUUUCUUUCACAAGAGGUUGGCUAAAGAAUUAAAUUCAUUCCCUGACAAUUCAUCAUUGUAACAUGAAAAAUAGAUGCUUGAUAUGGGCUGGAGAGAUGCUUUGAUUUUUAUAAAUGGCAACUCCUGCUAGAAUGUUCAAGACAUGCUGCCCUUAUUUCCUAGGUAUUCAUUGCGAUUAUCUGUCCAUCUUAUAUUUUAGUUUAUUGUUCUUCUGUUGUAAUCUCAUCAUUUUCGGGAUUCUUCUCUUUUCUUUUCUGCUUUGUGCGAUGAUUGCUACACUUUGAUGCUUAAAAGUGCUGAUAUCUUAUUAAAAAAUGACGACAGAUGUGCUAGCUAGCAUACAUUUCAGUUCAGUGUAAUUCCUUCUUUCUAUAAUGCUUGGGUGUACUUUACAGGAACUGUGUGUCUGGUAUCGUCUUCCAAAUGCCAAUUGGGAGCGAGGACAGGUUAAAUCAUUCUCAGCCGAAGAUGCACAUAUUUCUCUAUCAGACGGCAGGGUAGGCUUGUUCUACAUUAAAACCUCAUGUGCCGCCAUUAUUAGAAGCUUAGGAUAGUACGAAAUUUAAGUGCCUUACCUGUUAUUGUGCCCAGGUUUCAGCAGUACCAACGGAAAACAUUUUACCUGCAAAUCCACAUCUUCUUGAUGGGGUGGAUGAUUUAUUGCAGCUCAGUUAUCUCAAUGAGCCAUCCGUUCUUCACAACCUUCGAUGCAGAUAUUCCUCUGAUAAAAUUUACGUAUGCAUUUGGAAUUAAAUUGUCGCAUAGUCUUUAGUUUCUCUUCAGUUUGCUAAGUCACUAUUGACUUUCUCCAUUUUCCUGUCUGUAGACCAAAGCUGGGCCAGUUUUGGUUGCAGUAAAUCCCUUCAAGGAGGUUUCUCUUUAUGGUAAUGAUAUUCUUUCAGCUUAUCGGCAGAAAACCACUGAUAGCCCCCAUGUCUAUGCAGUAGCAGACAAUGCCUACAACGAAAUGAUGAGAGGUAAAAGUAUUCAUAUACUUGGGAUACAAAUAUUUUCGAGUUAUGAUCACGUAGUGUGUGCAGAUUAUUCAUUUCUUGUACAUUUACAUCACAUGAUCUCUUUAUAUGAUGCACAUGGUGGAUCUAUUUCCCCAAAUGGUAUUCACAUCACCCCUCUCUGUAUUUUGCAGACGAAAUUAAUCAAUCUAUUAUCAUAAGGUAAAUUAAAUCUUCAAUUAUUGGUGAAGUGAUAUUCUUAUUUAUUUUUCAGUUGAAGUGCAACUCUGAAAUUUGUUUCUCAGUAACCCAUUCUGUUUUGUUGCUGGCCUCUGUCUUCUACACAGUGGUGAAAGUGGAGCAGGAAAAACUGAAACAGCAAAAAUCGCCAUGCAAUACUUGGCUGCACUUGGGGGCGGAAAUGGUAUAGAGUAUGAAGUUUUGCAGGCAAAUUUUAUAUUGGAAGCAUUUGGAAAUGCAAAAACAUCCAGAAAUCACAACUCUAGCAGAUUUGUGAGUCUGAAUUUUUUUUCCUUUGAGUCACAUUUGUGAGCAUCCAGAAAUGCCUGCUUACAUCUUAUUUUCUCUUUGUGGCGGCCUUACCCUUCCUUUUGGAAAUCUUACACAAAUAUCUUAGAUUUAUUUUAUUAUAUUACAUUUAAUGCAGGGAAAACUAAUUGAAAUCCAUUUUAGCUCUUCUGGAAAGAUAUGCGGCGCUAAGAUUCAAACCUGUAAGCACAUUUUAAUGCUUUUUAUAUUCACAGAUCUUUGAUUGUUAAUCUUUUAUAGAGAAGCUGAUUUGCUUUUUAUGUGGUGUCUUAUUGUCAAAAUUCAUAUGCUGAGCAGUUUUACUUGAGAAGGUACUCUUAUUUCAUAAGAUACUAUUUCCAUGAUUUGUUUUUGAUUGAUCUUGACAAUUCUUGUGCUGUGUUUGCAUAGUCGAGAGUUGUCCAACGUGCAAUGAAUGAAAGAUCUUAUCACAUCUUUUACCAACUCUGUGCAGGAGCCCCUCCGUUUCUUAAAGGUUGGUCUGUGUGGUUUUUCUUUUUCAUGUUUUUUUUCUCUUGUUGCCGAACCAUCUGGUCGUAGCUGAAUGUUUUAUGUAUUGUUUUGGAUUUGUGACUUUGCUGCGUUUAUUGGAUCUACGAGAAAUUAGUGCAUAUAUAGGAUCCACACCUAAUCUCAUAUGGAAAAACGUAUGAUCACAUACUGCAGCACAAAUUCCCUAAAGACCUGGGGGGCUGCCAUAUGCAGAUUCUGUGUUGUACAUGAUGGUACACAUCUGCCCAGUAGACACUUUUUUUUUUGGCAGCCAAGCAGCCAGCAAGUCUUCCACCUAAAAUUUUAUUGCCAUUGAUAUAUAUAUAUAUAUACACACACACACUCACACACACGUGUGUGUGUACGUAAAUUCAGACGCGCAUAUCUAUAUAGCAAUGUAUAUAUAUACAUGGCGCCAUAUUUUUUUAAGUGCUUUAUCGGUGAAUAUGGUGUUGUCAUUCAAGUUCUCCCCUUAUCUUUGAUUUCAGAGCCUCAGAACAAGUAAAUAUGGUCUUUCUCAGUGUUUCAAUGUGUGCAUUCUGAAUCUUGACGUCAGGUAUAUUGUCAUUAUGGUGUAACUGUGACGUCAGUGUUUCUCAGUGUCUGCUCAUAAAUAACAACAUUGUAUCGAUUCAUAAUUGGAAAAUUGUAUUCCCGAGUGCUUUUAACGUCUAAUACAUGGAUAUUAUGUGUUGGUGAAAUAUGUGUUGUCGUUAAGAUUUAAGAUGGUAUAUGAUUAUGAGAUAUUUUACAAUAUGUGGUUAUUCUCAGAACGGCUUAACUUGAAAGCAGCGAAUGAGUACGAGUAUCUGAAGCAAAGCCUCUGUUUGACCAUAGAUGAUGUCAAUGAUGCAAAAAGGUUUCACUUGCUGCUGGUAUUGUCUAACCACAUUUUGCCACACUGACGAGCAUGAUUUGCGGGCCAUCUUUCUGGACUUUCUUUGUGCCUACAUUCAGCAUGUUGCCACUUAACUUUCCUUCUUUUCCUCCUCCUUAGGAAGCUCUAGAUGUUGUUCAAAUUCCAAAGGAAGAUCAAGAAAAAGUGUUUGCAAUGCUCGCUGCGGUACUGUGGCUUGGGAACGUUUCCUUUUCAGUGGUUGACAACGAAAACCAUGUAGAAGUUGAGCCAAAUGAAGGUACUAAGGGAUUCCGUGUUAUACACCUCUUUUUGUAUGAAAGCUUGCUGCUUUUCAUUUUAAUGAAUGACGUUUUCCUGAGGGUUUCCAUGAACAUCUUCAUACUGAUGCGUAACUAGUGUGCAUGUUGGACUCGUCAAUUCGUCAUGUAAAUUUGUUCAUGAUUAUGGGCUCCUGAUAGUUUGUCUUUUUUGUGUUGACAUGAAGGAUGUUGGGGUUUUCCCCCUUUAAUGCGUUUUAUGAAUAAACUAGAAUACUUAGCUGUCCAUUGUAAUGAAAAAUUAAUUUCAUAUUGUGCUGGAUUCCCUUUUUCUACUAAUUCAUGACAUAAAGUAGGAAAGUCCGAUUAUCUUCAUUGAUUGCCUUUUAUCCUCUGGGUUUUCACCUGGUUUCUUAAAAAAUUCUCCCGUAGACGAUAAGGUCUCAUAUUUUAAAAUGGAAGACUACUGAAGAAGGAAGAGAGCAUGGACAUUUUUCUUGGUGGUUUACAAAGGGAUCAUUGCACAGAUAUGGCUAUUUCAUUGCCUGAUAGUUCAUGUUUUUUUUCCUGAACGGAAUAAUUUGUUGAUGUCUGUCAAUUUUUGAAUUGCCUAAACACUGGCUUUAUAGUUUUGUUGAUCUUUUUGUUCUGUCUGGAACUCGGUGUAGCUGGCAUCAACUCAGCUUCUUUAUUUAUGUCUCUUCUGACCUUUGUGUAUUUUAUUUUUCAAUUUGAUUCAGAUUUUAUGUACUUCCCAAAUUAUUUGAUGCAAUAUGAUUGCCUACUCAACAGUAUUUUUAAAUAAAAAGUUCUUGCCUUUUAAUUUUAUUAUUAAUUAUUAAAUCAUUCGGUAUGGCUUUCUCUCUAAUAGAUUUAUUACCUUGGCAAAUUGAUCGAGGAUUUUCUUGCUAAACAAGCAACAUAAUUUAAAUUAUGACAUUAGUAGCACGGACAACUCUAUAAUGAGGAAUACAAUUAAUAAAAAUUAUGGGUUCUUGUGACUGUAAAGAAAUUGACUCUUCCAGAAACCAGUAACGCAUAACAGCAUAAAUAACUUGGAGAAGUUCCUUUCAUUCUUCUCUCGCCUGGAGUGAAAAAUGUAAAUGGAUUAUUAAAUGAUGGAAAAAAUCUCAUUUUGCUUAGGUUUUAAAAGACUUUUGAUUUUGGUGAUAAAAUGAGACGUUAAUGCAUUAUUGUGGCUGUAAUUUGACCACAGGUUUAAGUAAUUCAGCUAAAUUACUGGGCUGCAGUGUUCAGAACUUGAUACUGGCUGUAUCAACUUGCAGGAUUCGAGCUGGGAAAGACACUAUUAUCCGAAAGAUGACCUUAGCGCAGGUAUUAAACAACCAAACAGCCUCUGUUUAUUAAUCUAUUGACUGCUCGUCUUUAACAGUCCAUUUUGGUCUUUCUGAUUGAUGAUUGUUGUCAUGCAGGCUAUUGACGCUAGGGAUGCAUUGGCUAAAUCAAUAUACGUUAGCUUGUUUGAGUGGCUCAUUGAACAAAUCAAUAAGUCUCUUGAAGUAGGCAAAUCGCAUACGGGCAGAUCUAUUAGUAUUCUUGACAUUUAUGGGUUUGAAUCAUUCUAUGUCAGUAUUAAUGGCACUAAUAUGCGAUGAAAACUACCUUUCUACCUGAAUAUUGUCUUUAUAUACUGUUGCUCAAUUCUUUUUCAGAAAAAUAGCUUUGAACAGUUUUGCAUAAACUAUGCUAAUGAAAGACUUCAACAACACUUCAAUCGACAUCUGUUCAAGCUUGAGCAGGAGGUAAAAGUCCUCACAUAAUUGUGCUCUCAAGGCUGACUGUUGGAGAAAUAAAAUAUCCUCAUAGGUUGUUGGAUGUGUUUGAUAUCUUGUUUUAAACAAGACUCGGUAUCUUUUUUCAGAAACCUUUCUGAAUCACCUUCCUUCAUUCAAUAACUAGAAAAAUGAAAACGUUCAGCUCUACAUCAUUGAAGUUCUUGCUUACAUUCUCCAAAUUUCUAAGAAUGUGAUUGAGGUGAAUAUCAGUCUCGGAAUCGAUCCAUAUCCAAUCUUUGUCAAUGCUGAAUAUGCUUCAUUUCAAUCUUGGUUCUGGUUGCUUUUAGUUUUUUUAUCAAAGUUAACGAAAAUUGUUGGAGUGUCGUUGGAUGUACAACAUUCUAAUGACACAGUUGAUUUCAGAAACAUAUGAAGCUUACCAGGAUGCUCGGGGAUUCACAUUGGUCCUACCCUGAUUUCUUAACCUGAAUUGAUAGUCCAGUUUAUCCAAAGCAGCUUCAACGUAGUCUGGUAUAUGCAUAGUUCACAUGUUGGACAGAAUGCGAGAAAGUUGUAUGCCUUAGAUGGUAGAUGCUUGCAGCAGCCCUAAGUUAUACUACCACCCAUAUGCUACAAUUUCGUCCAUAUUUUCCCAUAACAAGAUUUAUUUCCUUCUCUGGUUGGCGGCCUCAAAUUACUUUACACUCGGAUGCUUAAUUUAAUUUAUUUUUGCAUUUUCUUACUUCACUGUGCUGCAAUCUAAUUCUUAGACGAUUGUUUGGUGUCUUUUUCCUUGUUCAGGAAUAUACCCUUGAUGGAAUUGACUGGACAAGAGUAAAUUUUAUUGACAACACUGAAUGUCUGAAUCUCUUUGAGAAGGUGCAACUUCAGGCUUUGUUACAGUUUCCUUUUUGGCUACAGAGAUGAGCUGUUGUAAACAUUGGUUCCACAUCAGUUUUGUAGUUGUGAAUUUUUUGUUCUUUUAUUUUUUUGCAAUUCAGUGCAAAAUUUUUCAAUAAAACUCUUGGCCAGCAUGUGCAAAUUAUUUUUUGGCCGAUUUAUUCUGCGUCUGUUGUCAUCAAUAUCAUGACUGUUUCAGUACCCAAUAAAAAUAAACAUGCCAUUUAAUUUCGUUAAAUUGACAUACUCAUGCUUUGUAAGCACCAAUUGUAAUGGAUUUGAUGGCUGUGGAAUUGUCAUCAGAAGGCAAAUAGCAGAUUGUCUAUGCAGGAUGCUCUGUCGGUUUGUCUGGCUGGGGUCUAACAAAGUGCUAUCCAUGUACAUUGUAUGUCUAUUAGUCGUCUUUUCCACUUUACAUUCGAAUGACUUUAUGUAUUCCCACGUUCUAGAAGAAACAUUACCUGUCAGCCAUUCAUCUCCUCUGACUCUAAUUACUAGUUUCAGGAUAUUGUGUAGUUAUUCACAAUAUUAGAGCUGAUUGUUUGCUUCUCAGUUUAAGGCCAAAUCUGCCUUUCAUUUCUGUAUUUUAGAGUUUUGCAGCUAUAGCACAGAGAUCACCAAGACCCCUGGAGUCACGACAACAAUUUGGGACUUGUUGCCAUUUUAUCGCUCUUACCAUUAGGUAGUUUUUAUGCUGGAGAAAACUAAAAGUGGUUGGUGAAGCAUAGGCCGUCCGCUUUUGUUCCAAAGCUGUGUUCCGCUUACCUACACUGGCAAAUGCGUACUUGAUUAAGUAUUUGUCCUCCAUAUCAGAAGUAUUAGACCUUUUUUCACCUGCAAGAUUGAUCUCUUCAUCACUAUCUAAUGAUUAUUUUAUUCUGCUAAUACGAUCAACUUAUGCUCGUGAUAUUGCUUACAGUACAUUGUAUUUUUCUCCUAUUUUGAGAUGAUGAGCAAGGUUUUCCUUUGCCCUGCAGAGACCACUGGGGUUGCUGUCUUUAUUAGAUGAAGAGUCUACUUUCCCAAAAGCAACAGACUUAACCUUCGCUGAUAAACUUAGGGAACACUUGAAUGGGAACUCGUGUUUCAAAGGUGAAAGAGAUGGUGCUUUCAGAGUCUGUCAUUAUGCUGGAGAGGUUUGUUGGCAAUUUAUUUCGAGUAGGCUUGUGGACAUGCAAUUUUCGUGAUGUAACAGCUAACUUGCAUCUCAUUUUAUGUAUAAAAGUUCAGUCUGUGAUGACUAUAAUAUUUACGAUCAUUUUACUUUGAAUAGGUUUGUGGGUAUAUCGUUUCAUAUGAUUGUUAUAAUUUUUGAGUUUUAUUUCAUCAUGUGGAUUUAUAACGAUAUAUCGGUCAUGUAAUAAAUUAAAUUAAGAGCUAGGAAAUAAUCCUGGACAUGUAGUUAUCAUAAUUCUCCAUUAUGGAGAAUUGGCAUGGAAAAAUAUCGAGUGCAUUGUUCGGGCUGAAGUAUGGAAAGGAGAAACAGUUUAUUUCUAUAAAAAUGGAAUCAUAUUGGACACCUUUUGUAAUAAGAAAGGACAAUUUUCUGUUGAAAAUACCCUUGUGUUGGUUCGUAAUUGGAACUAUCGAAAGGUUUUUGAGCGCAAAAUUAAAUUUUGCCUUAUUUGUCUGAUGUUUUCAUUCAAGUAAUCUAGUUCCCAUUUGUUCUGCGGUUAUGGUCCUAUCAGGUAUCCUACAACACAAGUGGAUUCUUGGAGAAAAACAGAGAUCCACUUCAUUCUCAUUCUAUUGAGCUACUCUUAUCAAGCAGUUUCCAGCUCCCCAAGUUGUUAGCAUCAAAUUUGCUUGGUCAGUCUCAGAAGCUUUCGAGCCCUUUUGGGAGGUCAAAUGGAACUGAUACACAAAAGCAGGGCGUGUGCAUGAAGUUCAAGGUAUUGGUGUCUCACAGGCUCAUUACGCUGCGAGUUAAUUUUUCCUGUUACAGGGUGCAUGCUCUGCUCCCAAGAAUGUGAAAAAUAGAGAGACUUGUUCCAUCCCCAUGGUCCAUUAAGCCCGCUCUGACCUCCCUUUGCUUAUUACCAAUGUCAUAAAGGCAAUUUUUUCGGGACUUGGUAUCGGAGUAAUCUGCCAUAUACUCCCUAAUGCAUUGCGGUUUCUAUUAAUGGAGGUGCCUUUGACGCACCAAAAUGUUCUUUCCAGUUUGCGUAGGAUAAGAAUGACUGUAUAAAGGACUUUCAUCACAGAUUUUUGAGUCCAUGUGACAGGUCAUUUGAUUCAAGUUGCAGUUUUCAUCGCUGUUGACCUGUAUCAAAAGUAUAUCACCAUCAUCUGACGCUCUACGUAUCUCAUUAUUUUAGGGAUCUAUUUCGUUUAUUCAUAUAAUAUCAAAUGGACACCAUUAUUAAGCCUUACUCCAGCAUGCAAUGGGUGACAAAGAUAAGAUGAAGUUAUUCAAUCAAUGGCCACUUUGGUGCUGCCAAGUUACUGGUUAAGACUACCACGAGACAAGAGAAGGCCUAAUAAGUCUCGUGAGAAUAAUUUAUGAGUGAAAAAUUAAGAUACUUUUGCACCAGUUCAUAUGAUGCCCUUGGGGGACUGCAAAUGGUCCCAAAGCACGUCUGAUAAAGGCUAACCAAGCAUUUGUUUAGCCUUGAUGUGGCAUGGCUUGUCUAGAUAACAGAAGUCUUGACGAUGGGAGCAAUUCUUAUUAUUUUCUUCUUUCCUAGCUGGGGAUCCAUUUUUCUACUUGGGGAUUCCUGUAGGAGGAUCAAGAUCUCCUAGAUUCAGUAACAUGAUCUUUGAAGUGUCUUUCAAUUUCUAUUAGUACUUGAACGCCUGUAGAUUCUUAGAAAGGUUUACAUCUUAUUAUGAUCUUUCCACGUGUUAAAGUCCUUGUGAGCACCAUAAAUAUACGACGUUAAUGUUGAUUGGUACCUGUAAUUACUGUGCUAAUGAACAUAAUUAUCCUCCUUAUAUGUUCACAGGAAAGAAAAUAAUAUAGAUACUUGGGACGUCACCUGAAAUCUCAGUUUUUAACCUUCCCCCCCAUGCCCAUGUCAAAUACCUGGAACUUUUUUCUUUAACACGACGUGCGGUUUGUGGGUAUUUGCUGGAGCAUACAAAUUACCUGUGGGCGUUUCUCUUCGCUUGGUCCUCUGCUUCCUUUUCUCCCUCAUCCUGUUUAUGUUUUAAAUCUUGAUCUGUGUGUAGACCUUGUUUUGCAAUGUUCUGCUAAAGAACUAUUUGGAGACUCUCAUUGUGAAAGCGUCUUAUUUGAUGGUUAUGUUUUACUUUCAGACUCAGUUAUUCAGACUCAUGCAACGUUUGGAGAACACCACACCCCACUUCAUUCGAUGCAUCAAACCAAAUGACAAGCAGUUGCCAGGUUUGUAUGAAAACGAUAUUGUCUUACAACAGUUAAGGUGCUGUGGAGUUCUUGAAGUUGUGAGAAUAUCAAGGGCUGGCUAUCCAACUCGAAUGACACAUCAGAAUUUUGCAAAAAGGUCUUGUCUUCUGUUUCCAUUACAUUGGUGAGUGUGGUAUUCAUACUUUGGUUGCUGAUAUGGUAAAGCAUAACUACAAUCUUCAGGUACGGAUUUCUUCUCUCAGAAAAUGCUGCAUCUCAGGAUCCACUCAGCGUUUCAGUUGCCAUCCUUCAACAUUUCAAUGUCUUGCCAGACAUGUAUCAAGUCGGAUUUACGAAGCUGUUCUUUCGCACGGGACAGGUAAUGGCUCAUAUUUGACCCCUCUAAUAUCUAAUUUCAAGAAAAAUUAUGGGUUAGUAUUCCUGAAGUUGAGGGUUUUUCUGAAGAAACUGCAGCAUGCUGAUAGAUUCGGAAUUCGCUGGCUGUUAACGUAGAAUCUACUUGUGCUUACCAUGAGUUGAACAAGCCGUCGUUAAUUUAUGGAUCUUCUCUUGUAUUCUUAUCAUAAAUGUUUAUUGAUACUCGAAUUAGGUGAGCUCUUUGAAAAGUAUAUUGAGUUCAUUGACGAUGAUUUUUUUUCUUCAUCAAACUGUUUCCCUCGUCUCCAGGCCCUCAAUUGCUUUCAAUUUCUUUGUAUAUGGAGAAUAUCCCCGAACUUACUUCCUUGACAUUUAACGAAAGUGAUUACUUAAUCUGGCUCUCACUGCCUUUACCGUUGCUCAAUUUAUUGGUGUGAGGUUUGUUAUGAUGGCAUUCAUCAUGAGAGUCAUAGUGAUGCCGACUGAUGUGCCAAACAGAGGGUAUAUAUGCCUUGGAGACAUUAGGAUGCACUUCAUCUUUGAUCUAGUAGUGUUGAUGAGUAUAUGAGUGAUAUUUAUUGUGUUCGGAUUAUUUUUGGAUUAUCUGCUGUUAACUUAAAAUCAACGUUUUUGUUUGAAUUUUUCGGUGCUGUAAAUUAUGUCAUUAGUCCCUAAUUCGGACUUAAAAUCAACGUCUUCUUCUUCCUCUUCUUCCGCUACACAGCCUGCUACCUUCAAUCUCAGCAGCACUUUCCCCAGAAGAAUCUUCAGUGUUUUGUAAAGCCAUCAAAUGAAGAAGACGUAUAAAUAAAACCAAGGUUGAAGAAAAAAAAUGUAUUUUAUCAUUUUGCAGACAAUCCCUUUGUUUUUGGGCGAUUUUAUCAUGAUCAUGUGUAGUAAUGCAUUAUCUUCGUGUGAAUGAAAGGAUCCAAGGGACAAAAUGAGCUAUAUAGAAAUUUUCUGGAACAUAAUUCUCGAUUCUCUAAACAAGUGUAUUUUCUGUAACUUUUGCUACACUGACGCAUUAUUUGAUACUUGCAGAUUGCUAUAUUAGAAGACGCCAGGAAUCGAACUCUGAAGGGGAUUCUGGGGGUACAGAGGUGUUUUCGUGGUUUCCAAGCACGCCAUAAAUUUAAGGAGCUCAAGAAUGCAACGACUAUGCUGCAAUCAUGUAAUGCGUAAAUUUUGUGACUUGAUGCUUCAUUAACUUUAUUAAUAAUCGGAACCCAAUUUAUUUGAUGAACGUUUACGAAUGAUAAUGUUACUGGGCAUCCUCAUGCAUUUAUUGUUCGUUUCAUUUAACUGUACCCCCCUUCCACAUGGAACAUUUAGAUUUUUCUCUGUCACUUCCUGUCCAUAAUUGAACGAUUAGGAUAUUCUUUCGUUUUCAUCUUUUGAAUGAUUGAAUGCCUUCAGUUCAUAUCAAUCGACUGAAGCUUCUAAUUUUGGAAUAACCGGUUGCUUUAUAUAUAUUUUUGAUGGUUGGUCUGUUAAAAUGUGCCUCGUACAGUUGUUAGAGGUCAAAACGCAAGAAACGAGUUGAAGUUUGUGGUGAAGAGAUGGAAAGCAGCUUGUUUUCUGCAGAAGCAUGUGAAGAGGUGGAUUGCCCAGAGGAUACUGAACCAACAUCAGAGAGCUGCAAAAACUUUGCAGUCAGGUGGUGUAAAUGUUCUUAUAUUCCUAUUUCUUACUUUUAUGUGUUAGAUACACCCUUUUGAUUAUAUUUAUCUUCUUCGAUGCAGCUCUUCGUGGGAGCAUAGCUAGGAAACACUUCUAUGUUCUUAGGGAUUCACGAUCAUCAGUGCAUGAGGACAUUGAGAACUCCUUACCUAAGGCUUCAGAAAAAAUGGAGGUAUUUUGUUUAAUAUGCAAUAUUUUAUCAUUACAGAGGAUGAUGUUUGAGGGUUACUGCCUUUUAAAUGACUGUUGGUGGUUAGAAAUUUCAUUUUUAUAGUAUAAAGGCAGUGAGAAAGAAAUCAGUACCACUAAAAACUAUCCGAGUGGUUAGUCAGUAUCCCUGUUCCAGUCCGGCAUUAUCGAUCUAGGAGGAGUAAAAAAAGGCGAACUGCAGAAAGAUCAGCUCGGUGGAUCAGCUUUGACCUCCAACAAUAGCCAAUUGGGCCAAAAAGGGAAAAAAUGAUAGAGAGGAAAAUGACAGAAAUAGGAAAAGGGAAGGAAGCUUUUCUUUCUCCGGGUUGUUUGCUGUGCCAGGUAAAAUGGCUGCUUCUUCUUGGGGUAACUAGUGGUGGUCAGCUGGCUGAGAAUAGAGAUUGGAAGGAGCUUUGAGAAAGUGCGUCAGAGGAGAGAAGCAUGUAAAAGAAAGGGGAGGGGGGGUGCAGGCUUCUAAAAUCCCUCCCUAUUAGUCUUCAAGGGGUAUUCCGCCUGGGAAUGACUCACCUAAGUUGGCAAAUGAGUGUACUUUAUGCUGGUUUUGGCAAUCUUUGUUCUUUUCAGGCGAUGCUAUUGAUUUCUUAUUUUAAGCUUAGUGGAUCGUUCCCUUAACUGGCCAGGGAAGAUUCAGCAAAUUUUGUGAUGAAUGAGCUGGUUCUGGUGCAGAAAAUUUUCGGAAGAUCAAGAUGAAAUUAUGCACGGAAAUGGGUAUCACUGGCUCUGGUGCUUUAGUGACUUUUUAAUUAAACACACUUUCUUAGAUGCACCGUUGUUAGAUGACUGGCUGUGUCUGAGCCAUGUGAUUGAUGGAUAAUUUUGAUUUUUUUAUUUUUUGGAGCGGAGAUUGUUGCAUCAUCUCUCAUGAAGGGGAAGUACUUGGAGGUUUGAGAGAGGAAUGAGUGAAAAAUGUGGUGAUUAGAGUUUUCUGUGCUUUAUUCUUCAAAUUACUUAUCAGAUAUUUGUCACUCUGUAAUAGUCCAUGAAUCAUACAUAUGCAUGCCUGCCCACAGGUUGCCAGACUAGCGGAUGUCCCCAGAAAUAACAAGGCAAUCAUACGCGGUAAACUUAAUAAUCGGCUUUAGUUAUGGACGUUCUGGUUUUCAGCUUGGCCGUAAAUCAUAGAAUAAUAAAAGUUGGAUGAAGUCGAGAGAAGAGCCUAACCUUGUUUUAGAGGUUCUAAUGUUAUAUCCUUUGUCUCCUGAUGAAUGAGAUCUUCUCCUCCCACCCCCCGCUCGUUUUAACCUUUCAUCACGAAUAUUUCCUCAGCACCACAUACCAGGCCUGGAAGAACUUCAAAGGCGUAUUUUUAUGGUGGAAAAAGCUCUGCAAGAGAAGGAAGAGGAGAAUGUCUUGUUGCGCAGACAACUAAGGCAGUACGAGGGGAGAUGGUCAGAGUAUGAGGCAAAAAUGAGGUCCAUGGAAGAAAUGUGGCAGAAACAAUUGAUAUCGUUGCAGGUGAUCUUCUUCAGAAAUGGCCCACUUUAUGACUCUUCGAUACGAUUGCUAAUUUCCUUCUUUCGUCGUCAUAAAACUGGGUUCAACUCUGUGUUUUGUUAGUUUCUCCGUCGGAAAUCAUUGUGAUCAGCAUGAGAUCACCUUUUUGAAUAAGUUAUUCGCUCUGGAAUUUAUCUUUUUUGGGUAAACUCUAGCCUAGUUAUUUUUUCUAAGCAUGAAGUUUACUAUUUUCCUUGAAUCCUAAGUUUGGAAGAUGGGGCGUGAUCCUGCCAUUUAUAACCAUUCUCCCCCCCGUUUUUAUCAUACGCCAUUGCAGUCUCCCACCACUGGUUUUGACUCAACUGUUCCGAAAACAUGGAGAUAACAAAUUUCUUCAAGAUACCCACCCCCCAGAUCAUGACUGAGGAUUAGUUUUUGAAGACCCGAAAGCAGAAUUGACCGUCUCUUCUCUUGAGGCCAUCGAUAUUAUUUAUUCACAUAUUUUGGCAUGUACCAACUUGUAAGUAGAGUGACUCAAGCUUAAUGGUGUGUGCGCCAGGUAAGUCUAGCUGCGGCUCGGAGGAGUCUCACCACUGAUGAUGCGGCAUCCCAACCUGAGAAGGUGGAUGCGUCGCCAGGCCCUCAUCUCUACGACUCCGAAGAUACGAUCUCCAUUGAUACUCGGACCCCUGAGGGCACCCCUCCGAAGAUCUCUCGCCCUUCCAACACCAGGCAGCUGCCAAGUGAUUCUAAUGGCAUCUCAAGCGCUGUUCCUCAUCUCACGAGGGAGUUCGAGCAGAAGAAGCAGGAUUUUGAGGACGACGCCCGCUGUCUAGUUGAGGUGAAAUCCAGGCAGGCGGAUGGUGGCGUCAGCCCGACAGAGGAGCUCAGGAAGCUGAAGCUCCAGUUUGUGGCCUGGAAGAAGGAAUACAAGGCGAAGCUGCAUGAGACGAAGGUGGCGCUCCAGAAGCACGUGAACCCAGAAACUGAGAAGGCCAGCAAGAGGACAUGGUGGGGCAAGAGAAGCGCAAAGUGA
Molecule: messenger RNA, 15189 nt
Organism: Spirodela intermedia
Lineage: Eukaryota; Viridiplantae; Streptophyta; Magnoliopsida; Alismatales; Araceae
Source: the annotation of a GenBank genome assembly